Cannabis sativa is the source of this 948-nucleotide messenger RNA. RefSeq lists its product as uncharacterized. Bases 1 to 948 code for a protein of 315 amino acids. The record is from RefSeq and is a predicted model, not a curated record. Lineage: Eukaryota; Viridiplantae; Streptophyta; Magnoliopsida; Rosales; Cannabaceae. The transcript has 2 exons.
AUGAAUUUGUUGAAAACAGGCUCGAGAGGCAAACCCAACAACGUUUUGACAAGUACUGUCUCAACGAGAAUUGAUAACUUGAGGGCUUCUAGCUCGAAGAGAAAGGACAGUUCUAAGGAACCGUCAAAGGAUAAAAAGAAACAGAAGAAGCACGAUAAGCACGUGCCAGUAUAUACUAUUUAUACCGAGCUUAAUCAAACUCGGGAGAAUAUUUACCUCGCGCAUGAGCAAAAGGUUGCCUUCGAUAAGUCCCAGCCCAUGAAGCAUGCGAGGAAUAAACAAGAUCCUAACAGGUAUUGUAAAUUCCAUAAGGAUAUUGGGCACACGACCGACGAAUGUUGCCAGCUGAAGGAUGAGAUAGAAAGAGAGGACAUCUUGGUUAUUUCAGGAGGGCCACAUAUCACAGGGGAGAGCAAUAAUGCCCAAAAGAGAUAUGUGAAAGAGAUAAAGAAUGAGCAGUUGGCCUUCACCCCGAAACCUUCAAAGAAGGUGAAAACUGAAGAACCUCCAAUCAUAUUCACGGAGGAAGACAAGAAAAAUGUGAGAUAUCCUAACGUCGAUCCAUUGGUGAUUACCAUUCAACUCGCCAAUAAAAGGAUAAAGAAGGUGUUAAUAGACAACAGAAGCUCAAUAAACAUCCUUUAUAAGGAAAUGCUGAGGAAGAUGGGGCUCAAAAAAGCCAAAUUCAGGCCUUGUAUGGUAAAUCUUUGCAGCUUCACUGGAGACAGCAUUGCUAGUCUUGGCAUAAUCAUGCUCGCACUAACCUUGGGCAAGGCACCCCUAUCCGCCACUAUUAUGCAAGACAUCCUAGUUGUCGACCUGCCACUCGCUUACAACGUAUUGUUGGGUCAUCCAGCAUUGAUCGGACUAGGGGCAGUUAGUUCAAUCAAGCACGUAUCCUUGAAGUUCCAAACAUCAGAGGGUGUGGGAGUGGUGUGGGGCGACUAG